Messenger RNA from Anopheles maculipalpis, 760 nucleotides. Its product is annotated as fas-associated death domain protein-like. NCBI's taxonomy places the organism in Eukaryota, Metazoa, Arthropoda, Insecta, Diptera, Culicidae. The record is from RefSeq and is a predicted model, not a curated record. Gene Ontology annotation, biological process: signal transduction. The transcript is spliced from 2 exons. Bases 14 to 760 code for a protein of 248 amino acids. Gene Ontology annotation, molecular function: protein binding.
CAAGUGCACGACGAUGGAAAGAAUAUCCGUGCAGGAUCAUCGCGCCGUAUACGAACGGAUGUGCAAGGACUAUUUGAAUUUGAAGCUGUUGGCGCAAAAUGCAUGCUACGAUCGGGAACGACUGGAACGUUGUAAAAUGUCUGUCCGACAGGAAAUACACUCUAGCAGAAAACUGUCCCGCGUGACUGAAUUCGAUCAACUUGUGAUGCUACUAGAGCAAAGAAAUCUUCUCAGCCUACUGAAACCGAAUCUGAUUGAGCGGUUUGAUUUGGCACUCGGCGCAAAAGAUGUUGCCUGUGCUCUUGCAUCUUACCAAACUGUGUUAAACUCGCACUAUACAGCUAUCCGACGUUUCUAUUUAGAAGAUUUGCGACACCGUGAUCGACGAACACUCCUGGAGAAGGAGGUGGAAAAGGUUAAACUCCACGAAGCAGGUGAAACGACGAAGAUAUCAGCCUCAAAUACAAAGCGAGAUACGUAUCUUCAACAGCGUGAUAAGAUUUACACGCUACUUCAGGUAGAAAUAGGCAAAAGUUGGAAGGUAUUUGGCAGAUUUUUGAAUGUAUCGCCAGCCGAACUGGAAGAGAUCGAAGAACGAAAUAGGCAAGAUCUCAAAAUGCGCAUUUAUGAGGUGCUUCAUGCUGCCGAGAUGCUAUUCCCGGAUGGCUCAUUAGAGCAGUUUGUCCCCCUACUUCUAAAAGCACUGGAAGGUAGUAGAAGAAAAGAUUUGAAACGAAAAAUAGAAUCCAUGUUACAGUGA